AUGUUGUCCAAGGCUAUCACCCAAUGCGUCACGCAAGCCAGCCAGCUCAAUACGACGGUUCUCAUCUGCUGGUUAUCAUGCAACGACCUCGAAACGACAACCGAGCAUCACUCUGAACAGCUUGGAAAACUCGUGGCUAGGCUUCUCGAGGCGUUCCCUGCAUUCUUCAACGGGUACGAUGAUCGAAUCCACACAGGAGUAUGCAAUUUGACGCGUUUCCAAGUUCUCAACCACGGUGGGAUCAACAGACCAGAACCAGGAACUGGAAUCAAGCUCCACUUCCAAGACUCCAAGGGCAAUCCAAUCAAAACAGUCGAAGCGAACGAGGGAGACGACAUUCUGGCUAUUGCCCAUGAGUAUGACAUCGAUUUGGAAGCUUGUUCAACAUGCCAUGUUAUCUUGCCUGAGGAGCAAUAUGAUUUGCUCCCAGAGCCUGACGAUGAUGAAAAUGACAUGCUUGAUAUGGCCUUUGGGCUUACUGACACUAGCCGCCUAGGCUGCCAGGUCAAAAUCACCAAGGAGCUUGAUGGAAUGACCAUCACUCUUCCUUCGGCCACCAGAAACAUGUUUGUGGAUGGCCACACACCCACUCGACACUAA
Molecule: messenger RNA, 600 nt
Organism: Coprinopsis cinerea okayama7#130
Lineage: Eukaryota; Fungi; Basidiomycota; Agaricomycetes; Agaricales; Psathyrellaceae
Product: adrenodoxin-type ferredoxin
Exons: 5
Coding region: 1-600 (199 amino acids)
Biological process (GO): positive regulation of oxidoreductase activity; P450-containing electron transport chain
Cellular component (GO): mitochondrion
Molecular function (GO): 2 iron, 2 sulfur cluster binding
Source: RefSeq, a predicted model, not a curated record